AUGAAAAUAUAGGAUAAAUAUAGAGAUGAAUUUUUAAGAGAAAAGAGCCUUAAUUAAAUUCCUAAGUAUAGGUUUAAGCAUGGAUAGUAGGUUUAUUAGACAGCUUGUAUUGAGUGCUUAGAAAGAUUGCAUAAAUUAAACACUGAAAGAUUAAAUUAUAUGCUGUAGAAAUAGAAUGUAUGUGCAUUUAUUUUAGUACUUGGGUUGAGCAAAUAUUUUAAGUACAAAGAUUUCUUUGAAUUUCUUAGCUAUGUGUAUGAUGAUGGCAAAUAAAAUAAUAUAGAAGAUGAAAAGAACUUAGAGCUGAUAAUAAAAUUUUUUGUUUAAGGUUAUGGGAAUUUAAUAAUUUAGCGGUAGACUCAUUUAAAUGUUGAAUAGCUCCAAGAAAGCGACGAGAAUAUCCUUCUAGAUUAUUAUGAGUAAGUUAAAAAUGAAGAAAAUCCAAUCGGAAGAAUGUAAGAAUUAGUAAGCAAGCACAUAAAAGAAAAUAUUAUUUUGGGAUUCAGUGACGACGAAAUAUUAGACCUUUCAUUUUUAGGUCUUUUUCGCUUAUCAUAAGAGGGUGCAAUUUCUUACAACAAUAAAAAAAAGAGAAAGGCAAGAUUGUUUCAGUUAAGUUUGCCUUUUGUGCUAUUUUAUAUCCAUGAACAGAGGAUAUUUGACUUGAAUGAAACCUAUUCCAAUUUAAUCAAGUACAAAAAACAAUUGUUAAUGCUAAAGUAAAGAGAGAAUAAAAAUUUUACCUAAAGUUUUUUAAAUGAUGGAUUCAAUGAUGAAGAAUCAGAUUCUAAUCUUGAUGAAAUGUUCAUUCAUAAUGAAAAAAUGGUUUUACAAAUAAAAUAAAAAAUGGAUAAAAGUCCUCUCUUCAGGGAUUUAGAAGCAAAGACUAGCAAAAAUCUGAAAAAUUAAUCAAAUUCAAAUAAGGGGAAAAAAAAAAUUUCACAAAGCACAGUCACAUCUUCCAAUCAAUAGGGUAAUGGAAAUUAUUUGAUAUGCUCAAAUACUGGUAAAGCUCCAGCAUUUAUUAAUGCACUUCAUCAAGAUAUAAAAAUAAGAGAACCUAACUUAGCAGCUGGUAUUUUACCAGUCUCAUAAAAAGAUCCAGCUGAAAAUAAAGCUAUUUAGAGUCUUGUUCACGUUAAUGAUACUGAAAAUAAAGUUAAACUUAGUGAUUUAGUUACAAAUAUUAUGAGAGAACCUUAUAACUACGAAGAGGAUAAUAAUUUAGUUUAAGAAAAUGAUAAUCCAAAAGGACUACUUUUAGAAAUAGUUAUGAAGUAAUUUAAAACACAUUCGUGCUUGCAAUAUAAGAGCACUCUAAUUAAUUCUAAAGAAUUCGAAUGUGUCCUUUUAUUUUAAGAUAAUUCAAUUUACACAAGAGGCAGAGCUAAUAACAAAAAAGGAUGUGAGAAAAUAGCAUCAGCCAAAAUGAUACCUCUUAUUGAGGAUUAUAUUAAAUUCAAAGAGUUGUAAAAUAGUAAGCCCAAAAAAGUGAUAUUAUUUUCAACCAACACAAACUAGACUAUCAAAAAGACUGACAAAAUUAAUAACGAAUUAAAAAACUAGCAUCCAUAAUUAUAAAAAAUAAUAGAAAAUAAUCUAUACCAUCCAAAUCUUUCUUUAAGUAAGUCAUCUUCUUCCUCUUCUUCAUCAAACAACAACUAGGAUUCAAGAAGAUACAACUAAAGAGAAAUUAAAUAAAGAAAUUACUACCCUCAAAAUAAUAGCAACAGCUACACCAACAACAACAAUAACUAUUACCAAUAAGAGAGCCUGCCUGUAAAUAAUUUUAGAAAUGUUGCUAUGCAACAAUAUUUAACAAAUCCUUAUCAGUUCAACGUGAAUAUUAACGUAUCUUUUUAAUAAUAAAUGUAAAAUAAAUUAAAUGGUAAUUAACCUAAUUAUGAUAUUUUUUAACAACCUAAACAAGAAUAACAAAAUUAAAAUAUAUAAAAAAAUUAUUAAUUUAACUAAAAUUAAAUUUGA
Tetrahymena thermophila SB210 is the source of this 1986-nucleotide messenger RNA. RefSeq lists its product as hypothetical. The record is from RefSeq and is a predicted model, not a curated record. Lineage: Eukaryota; Ciliophora; Oligohymenophorea; Hymenostomatida; Tetrahymenidae. The transcript has 2 exons.